Panicum virgatum (switchgrass) is the source of this 1621-nucleotide messenger RNA. RefSeq names its product 3-hexulose-6-phosphate isomerase-like. Bases 658 to 1284 code for a protein of 208 amino acids. Lineage: Eukaryota; Viridiplantae; Streptophyta; Magnoliopsida; Poales; Poaceae. The record is from RefSeq and is a predicted model, not a curated record. Gene Ontology annotation, molecular function: isomerase activity; carbohydrate derivative binding. Gene Ontology annotation, biological process: carbohydrate derivative metabolic process. The transcript has a single exon.
UUCGUUCAGAAUUCCAGAUCUUACGACGGCAACAAGGCUGCCACGUCCAUCGUGUUACAAUGGGCAACAGAGUGCGUUUUUUUUCCCUAUCUGAAGUUCAGCAGAAUUUCUGUGAUCGAUGCUGUAAGUGAUGCAUUCAGAACUGAAGAAAAAUCCUUUGUCAUCGGUAUUGCACUGACACCCUCAACUCCACCGUGUUCAAAAAGAGAGAGAAGAAAAGCCAGAGUGGAACGGUGAGAUUUAUGUGAUUCAUCUGAACGAUCUGUUUGGCCUCGUGUAACAAGUUACUGCUGCUACGCCUGUGUUAAUUGUCGAUUUAUUGUUUCUGAUGUCAUGGACACAGCCCCACAGGACACUACCAGUUCAGUUCUGGUACUCAGCUGCUGCUAGUGCUAGUUGCAGCAGCUGUGGCUGGUGCUGCUACAUCCAAGUAUCCAAUUCCAACCAACAACCGCUGCUUGGAUAAAUUGGCCCCAUCAGCUUGAUCAGGUCUGAGCAAAGAGCUUGCUGCUGAUAAGAAAAUGUCAGUGAUUCUGUUGAUACAAUAUCACUCUGAGAGGCUUGCCGCUUGCUGCCACCAAAGGUCAUCAGGUCAGAGUCCGACCACGGGUCCACGGCCGUCCCACCUCCACGGGAGCAUCGGAUAAGGUCAUAGGCAUGAGCGGCAGCGAUGCCGCGGCCUCCGCGCAGGCGGACGCCGCCGCCAUCUGCGCCCAGGUCGCCGCCGUCUUCUCCGCGCCCUCGGCGCACCCUCCAGCACGGUCCGUCCUUGUCUCCGAGCUCGCGGCCGCCGCGGCCCGGGGCGGGCGCGUGUUCGUGCACGGCGUCGGGCGGGAGGGGCUCAUGAUGCGCGCCCUCUGCAUGCGCCUCGCGCACCUGGGGCUCCCCGCGCACUGCGUCGGCGACGUCACGGCGCCACCUGCCGGCGGGGGCGACCUCCUCGUGGCCUCCGCGGGGCCCGGCGCGUUCUCCACCGUCGACGCCAUCUGCGGCGUGGCGCGCGGCGCCGGCGCCCGCGUCCUGCUGCUCACGGCCCGCCCCGUGGGGGAAUUCCCGCGGCGCCAGGCGGACGUCGUGGCGCACCUCCCCGCGCAGACCAUGGCCGACGACGAGGAGGAGGCGGAAGCGGAGGCGGAGAGCGCGCCGUCGCGGGCGAAGCUGCCGAUGGGGAGCCUGUACGAGGGAGCCAUGUUGGUGCUGUUCGAGAUGGUGGUGCUGGAGCUCGCGCGCGUCUUGGGCCAGAGCCCGGCCCAGAUGAGGGCCCGCCACACGAACUUGGAGUAGAAUGGUGUCCACUGUUCAGCCCAUCUCUGUCAUCUACUGUGCAGUGACGAUGCUAAAAAAAAACUACUGUGCAGUGAUGAACUGACCGAUGUUCAUCAUCGUGUUGGUGGCUGAAACACAACAGUUACGGGUGACUACCGAAUGAUAGGUUACAAUACUGGCACAGUGGUUGAGACGUUCGUUAGCAUUCACAAAAGAUACACCAUCGUUCUGAGUGCUGAUUUUCAGUUCGUCUAAUAAGUGGAGCAUCUAAAAACCCCUAAACGCAUCGCUCUUUUCCUGUUUGCGGGACUGGCUUGGGACCUGUGGAUCAACAGGAAUAAGAUGGCAAUUGAGC